AUAGAUCUUACGUAUCUAUUACAUUUCACUCGAAACGAUAUUGUACAGCAGUUUCGUGACCGCCUGAACUUGUCUCAUCCGCAACCCAAUCUGGAAGAGAACUUGGCCUUUUUAUUGAGCGUAUCAGUGCAACAUUUUGAUCUCUUUACCGAACAGGCCUUAUCCCAUCCAAGGCUCAGCAGUUCCGUCUCUUCUGUCACUUCCUCGGACAGGCCGAUCGGUGAAACCGAAUUGACUCGUCGGCUCAACUCGGGUAUACAAAAGUGGCAUGCUCGAUUCAGGGUCAGUCUGCAGCAUCUUCUGCAAACAGACGAAGCUCGCAGCAACGCCGGUCCAGUGGACUCGGGUGAUCCGUCCCCUGUCGACUGGUAUGAUGUUCUCGCCAGUGACCACAACUCUGCUCUUGGCUGCACUUCUGUCAGCUCUACCAAUGCCUGGCUUGACGCUACCAUUCAUCAGGCCAGGCAAGUCAUGCCACCGGGUCGACGCCAGCGUUUACUCGACUGGCUCGUGCCUUUGGUCAAGCCACUACAGGAGGCCCGAGACCCAGAACCCAGCCUCAAAAUGUAUCUUGACGUGGAACCGCUUAGAGAGGUGCGAGCACGCCACCAUCCAGAGCUGAGUCCAUCCAAACCGACACAGCCAUUGCGAGUUGGAGAAGACUCAUGUCAUCGGAUUUCAAUUCAACUAGCCUAUCAGGUAAAUUAA
Molecule: messenger RNA, 708 nt
Organism: Protopolystoma xenopodis
Lineage: Eukaryota; Metazoa; Platyhelminthes; Monogenea; Polystomatidea; Polystomatidae
Source: the annotation of a GenBank genome assembly